Cylicocyclus nassatus is the source of this 279-nucleotide messenger RNA. NCBI's taxonomy places the organism in Eukaryota, Metazoa, Nematoda, Chromadorea, Rhabditida, Strongylidae. The record is from the annotation of a GenBank genome assembly.
AUGUGCAAAGAGAAUGCAUUGUUUGAGCUGAAAAGUGCAUUCGCCGAAAUGGCCGACAUUUCCAAAAGCGAUGGAGCUCUGAUUAUGGCGCCGAUCUCUCAUGCUGGCCGUCAAACUCCAUUGGCCGUCAACGAGCAUCCUUAUUCUGUAACAGAUGAGGAAUCAACAAGCAGUUUCGUCACUGCCGGCAAACCAGUAGCCCUCAGAUUGGACCAAAUAAAGACUGAAGUUGUUGAUAGAUUUGCGUACACAGCGAAAUACGCGUAUGACACGGGUUAG